Messenger RNA from Chara braunii, 1244 nucleotides. NCBI's taxonomy places the organism in Eukaryota, Viridiplantae, Streptophyta, Charophyceae, Charales, Characeae. The record is from the annotation of a GenBank genome assembly.
GGGAGGAGACGACCGAGGAGAGGGACACCCGCCUUGAUCGUGAGGAGGAGGCACGGUUGCAGUCUAUGCCGAGGUGGGAGGGUAAAGAGGCAUACUUGGCCGAGCAGCGCAGGUUGCAUGAGUUGGAGACUGGCGAGUCUGGCGGAGCACGCCCUACCGGUGGAUCGCAAUUGGGUAGUGGUGGACCGACCGUCGGUGUGCAGACUGAGAGCGAUUGUGGCAUCGAGGGGGAGAGUGCACCCGUGACCGGGGGUGAUACAGCAGGUCGGUUCCAUGGAGAUGAUGGUGAUGAGCCCGCAGAAGUUCACAGCUCCGACGAUGGUGACGGGGGAAAGGCCCCAGACGAGGACUCCAUCGACAGAGUGAUCGUUGACCUUUGCACGACAGAUGUGGGUGGUGGAUUGCAGGGAGCCCAUGACACGUCGCAGAGUGCGGAUGUUGUUGUGGAGGAGGAGGCAGGGUUGCGCACUGACCGUGCGGUUGGUGACAGUGUUCCACGACACAGUCCUGUUAUAGAGGGUGAUGUCCACGUUGGCAACGAGGAUCGGUCGUCCCCACCACGGGAUGUGGAGGGGGACAUAUCCCUCACAUUGAUUGUGAGGCCCCCGUCGGCUUCUUACGCCGAUGAGGGUAUCACGGGUUGCCGCAUGGACGACAGGCCGAGGGGGUCCACUAUAGUCGCUCUUGAUCUAGAGGAGUUGGAGCGCGCGGGGUUGGAGGACUCUAACAAUCACACAGGUCGGAGGAGUGAUCCCCGCCGACCGGCAGAUGGAUUCGCAUUGCCCCUAGGUGGGUACCUGAGAGCCCUCGAUGGUCAGGGUCGUCACGCGACGAGUCACGGACCGUGUGACGAGGGAUUACGACAGCGGAGAGGGGUUGUUUGCACGAGGCCCGUCAGCGGGGGCAGUUGUGGGGGAGGCGGGAGCUGCAGACUCGGGACGACCAAGACUGCACACGAGAGCAUGUAUCCUCAGAUUGUCCGAGGGACAGACGAGGAGGCAGGUGGUUUUCCUGGCCCAGGUGCCGUUGAUGAUAUACGUCGAGGAUUGCCUUACACGUCGGGCGAGGAGGGCGAUUUAUAUAUGCCAGCAGGGGCGCGACGUCACGGAUCGCUGAGUGCACUGGACGCUCAGAUCGCUGCCAAGCAUUAGCGUUUCGACGACUUGGUUCGGGAGCGUGACAGGCUGGUGGAGAUGGAGGGACAAGGGGACGAGGCGGACAUCGAGACAGAGCCCAUCGAUGUU